Molecule: messenger RNA, 2969 nt
Organism: Lontra canadensis (Northern American river otter)
Lineage: Eukaryota; Metazoa; Chordata; Mammalia; Carnivora; Mustelidae
Gene: COL9A1
Product: collagen type IX alpha 1 chain
Exons: 39
Coding region: 1-2805 (934 amino acids)
Source: RefSeq, a predicted model, not a curated record
AUGAUAUUUUUAAUUAACAAAAGAAAACCAGUUGGGAAAAUGAAGAUUUUCUGGAAAAUUCCAGUUUUCUUCUUUGUAUGCAGUUUCCUGGGAUCUUGGGCAUCUGCUGCUGUCAAGCGUCGCCCAAGGUUCCCUGUUAAUUCAAAUUCUAAUGGUGGAAAUGAACUCUGUCCAAAGGUCAGGAUUGGCCAAGAUGAUUUACCAGGCUUUGACUUGAUUUCUCAGUUCCAGGUAGAUAAAGCAGCAUCUAGAAGAGCUAUUCAGAGGGUAGUGGGAUCAACUGCAUUACAAGUGGCUUACAAAUUGGGAAAUAAUGUAGACUUCAGGAUUCCAACAAGGCAUUUAUAUCCCAGUGGUCUGCCUGAAGAAUACUCCUUUUUAACUACUUUUCGGAUGACUGGAAGCACACUUGAAAAGAACUGGAACAUUUGGCAGAUUCAGGAUUCCUCAGGGAAGGCGCAAGUUGGCGUGAAGAUUAAUGGCCAAACAAAAUCUGUUGCAUUUUCAUACAAAGGACUGGAUGGAAGUCUCCAAACUGCAACCUUUUCAAAUCUGCCUUCCUUGUUUGAUUCCCAGUGGCAUAAGAUCAUGAUCGGUGUAGAAAGGAGUAGUGCUACUCUUUUUGUUGAUUGCAACAGGAUUCAAUCCUUACCUAUAAAGCCAAGAGGCCAAAUCGAUGUUGAUGGCUUCGCUGUGCUGGGAAAACUUGCAGAUAAUCCUCAAGUUUCUGUUCCGUUUGAACUUCAGUGGAUGCUGAUCCAUUGUGACCCACUACGCCCCAGGAGAGAAACUUGCCAUGAGCUGCCAGUCCGAAUAACUCCCAGCGAGACCACCGACCAGAGAGGUCCCCCGGGCCAGCAGGGCCCCCCCGGGCCCCCGGGUCCCCCUGGAGUUCCAGGCAUCGAUGGCAUCGACGGUGACCGAGGUCCAAAGGGUCCCCCGGGCCCCCCGGGUCCUCCUGGAGAACCCGGCAAGCCUGGAGCUCCAGGAAGGCCAGGCACGCCCGGUGCAGACGGAUUAACAGGACCUGAUGGAUCCCCUGGUUCUGUUGGACCAAGAGGACAAAAAGGAGAACCUGGUGUUCCUGGAUCUCGUGGAUUUCCAGGCCGUGGUAUUCCUGGGCCCCCUGGUCCUCCUGGGGCAGCAGGACUCCCUGGAGAGCUUGGCCGUGUUGGACCAGUUGGUGACCCUGGGAGAAGAGGACCGCCUGGGCCCCCUGGCCCUCCGGGACCCAGUGGAACAAUUGGCUUUCAUGAAGGAGAUCCCUUGUGUCCCAAUUCCUGUCCACCAGGUCGCUCAGGAUAUCCAGGCUUACCAGGCAUGAGGGGUCAUAAAGGGGCUAAAGGAGAAAUUGGUGAACCUGGAAGACAAGGUCACAAGGGUGAAGAAGGUGACCAAGGGGAACAAGGAGAAGUUGGAGCUCAGGGACCUCCAGGAGCCCAGGGAUUAAGAGGCAUCACUGGCAUAGUUGGGGCCAAAGGAGAAAAAGGUGCUCGGGGCUUAGAUGGAGAACCUGGGCCUCAAGGUCUUCCUGGUGCACCUGGUGACCAAGGACAGAGAGGACCUCCAGGAGAAAUAGGUCCCAAGGGAGAUAGAGGGCCUCAAGGUUCUAGAGGAAUUCCUGGCCUCCCUGGAACCAAAGGAGACAUGGGCUUGCCAGGUGUGGAUGGCCGUGACGGGAUACCUGGAAUGCCCGGGACAAAGGGUGAACCCGGGAAGCCUGGGCCUCCUGGUGAUGCAGGAUUGCAGGGCUUACCUGGUGUACCUGGGAUUCCUGGUGCAAAGGGUGUUGCUGGUGAAAAGGGUAACACAGGUGCUCCUGGGAAGACUGGUCAGCUGGGGAAUUCAGGCAAACCGGGCCAACAGGGGCCUCCAGGAGAGGUGGGACCCCGAGGACCCAGGGGGCUUCCUGGCAGUAGAGGAGAAAUAGGACCGGUGGGACCCCCAGGGCCACCAGGUAAACGGGGUUCUCCUGGAAGUCCUGGCCUCCCUGGCUUGCCUGGCCCCCCUGGCCUUCCGGGAAUGAAAGGCGACAGGGGAGUAGUCGGUGAGCCUGGUCCAAAGGGUGUACAGGGUUCGUCUGGUGAAGAAGGUGAAGCAGGAGAAAGGGGUGAACUUGGAGAGAUAGGCUUACCUGGGCCAAAGGGAUCUGUGGGUAACCCUGGGGAGCCUGGCUUGAGGGGGCCUGAAGGAAGUCGGGGGCUUCCUGGAGUAGAAGGACCAAGAGGACCACCUGGACCACGAGGCAUGCAGGGAGAGCAGGGUGCCACCGGCCUGCCUGGCAUCCAGGGCCCCCCAGGUAGAGCACCGACAGAUCAGCACAUUAAGCAGGUUUGCAUGAGAGUCAUGCAAGAGCAUCUUGCUGAGAUGGCUGCUAGUCUCAAGCGACCGGACUCAGGAGUCUCUGGCCUCCCUGGGCGGCCUGGACCCCCUGGUCCCCCAGGGCCGCCUGGAGAGAAUGGUUUCCCAGGCCAGAUGGGACUUCGUGGCCUUCCAGGCAUUAAAGGCCCUCCUGGUGCUCUUGGUUUGAGGGGGCCUAAAGGUGACUUGGGAGAAAGGGGGGAACGUGGCCCUCCAGGAAGAGGUCCGAAGGGCUUGCCCGGAGCAACAGGUCUCCCAGGUGAACCAGGUCCUGCCAGCUACGGGAGGAAUGGCCGGGAUGGCGAGCGAGGGCCCCCAGGAGUGGCAGGAAUUCCCGGGGUACCUGGCCCCCCGGGCCCUCCUGGCCCUCCUGGGUUUUGCGAGCCAGCUUCCUGCACCCUGCAGGCUGGGCAACGGGCAUUUAGCAAAGGGCCCGAUCAGUGAAAAGCUUAGUGCCGCGUGGCUGUCUGCAUAAACCGUGCCUGGCAAAGGAGCGUGGAGUAGAAACCCCACCGAAGCCGAGGCAGGAGACGACAAUGCAUUACCUUCCACGUUAUUACCUAAGUCUUAUUUGACGGAUUUAAAACAAGGUGCUAUCCAAUAAAUCC